AGUCUGUGAAGGUUGCAACGCCCUCGCGGGUGUUUCUAGUUUUUGCCAAAAAUGUUGGUGAAGCAUAGUUAUAUUCAUAGCUGGUUGUUGCGAAUAAAUGAAUCAUUCUGUAGGCAGGCCUCAUCAUUUCGAUACCCUCCUAUCAAAACACCGACUGCUGGAGUGUCCGGAACUGCAUCGACCACAAGUACUACAAAAAGUUCGACAGCGCCAUCCCCACCUCCACCAGUUCAGCCAGCUUCCCAACAGAUCGAAGUGUUAGUAGAUGGCAAACCUGUCUUAUGUGAACCUGGUAUGACUAUUUUACAGGCAUGCGCUUUAGCUGGUGUACAGAUACCUCGGUUUUGCUAUCAUGAGCGAUUAUCCAUCGCUGGAAAUUGUCGUAUGUGUUUAGUUGAGGUUGAGAAGUCGCUGAAGCCUGUCGCAAGUUGCGCUAUGCCAGUAAUGCGCGGUAUGAGUAUCAAAACGGAUUCAGAGGUGACCCGUAAAGCACGUGAAGGUGUUAUGGAAUUUUUACUGGUUAAUCACCCUCUGGAUUGUCCGAUAUGCGAUCAAGGAGGGGAAUGUGAUUUACAGGAUCAAUCAAUGAAUUUCGGAUCAGAUCGUUCACGGUUUGUUGAUAAUCGCUUUACUGGGAAACGUGCUGUAGAAGACAAAAAUCUUGGACCUUUAAUUAAAACUAUUAUGACUCGUUGCAUACACUGUACAAGAUGUGUAAGAUUCGCUAAUGAAGUAGCUGGUGUGCCUGAUCUUGGUACAACUGGUCGUGGAAGUUCUCUUCAGAUUGGUACAUAUAUUGACAAACCAUUUUUCAGUGAACUGUCUGGUAAUGUCAUUGAUUUAUGUCCUGUCGGAGCUCUAACUUCUAAGCCAUACGCAUUUACAGCACGACCUUGGGAGACACGGCGUAUUGAGUCAAUUGAUGUAAUGGAUGCAAUUGGAGCAAAUAUUGUGGUCUCUAUGCGUACAAAUCAAGUGUUAAGGAUUAUUCCGAGGUUGAACGAAGAUGUGAAUGAAGAAUGGCUUGCUGAUAAAUCUAGAUUUUCUUACGAUGGUUUGAGCAGACAGCGUUUAGUAAUCCCAUUGGUACGAGAGUCUGGAAAGUUGAUCAACAGUUCCUGGGAAGAUGCUUUGGUCAAAACUACUGAUAAAUUACUCACUUUGUAUCAACCGUCUGACGAAAUGAUACCCGUAGCAAACCAAGUGGCUGGCCUUGUUGGUCCAUUUGUGGAUGCAGAAGCAAUGACAGCUUUGAAAGACUUAGUUAACCGAUUCAACUCAGAGUUGGUUUGCACUGAAGAAAGUUUCCCAAGUGAUAGCGUGGAUCUUCGUUCCAACUACCUAUUCAAUAGUCAUAUUGCUGGCGUUGAAGAUGCUGAUCUCGUAUUAUUAAUUGGCACCAAUCCACGAUAUGAAGCACCUUUGCUUAAUGCACGAUUACGUAAAUGUUGGGUUCAUAAUGACUUGGAAAUUGUAUCAUUGGGACCGAAAGUUGAUUUGACUUACGAUUAUGAACAUCUCGGUGAUCAACUUGAAGCUCUACAGCUGUUAGCUACUGGGAAACACCCACUGAAUGAGCGUCUAAAUUCUUCAUCUCAUCCAAUAAUAAUUUUGGGUAGUGAGUGUUUGCAACGUUCAGAUGCAAAGGCUAUUCAUAAUGCUGUACGUCAUAUUGCUGCUAAUCUCAAAAAGUCUAAAAAAUUAGACUAUCAAGUGUUCAACAUUCUUCAUCGUUAUGCCAGUCAAGUUGCUGCUCUAGAUUUAGGCUACACACCUGGCUGUGAACUUAUCAAAAAAGCCAAGCCAAAAAUUCUUUUCCUUUUGGGUGCUGAUCGAAGUUUAAUUACACGUCAAGAUUUGGCACCGGAUAGUAUGAUCAUAUAUGUUGGUCACCAUGGAGAUGCGGGUGCAACGAUGGCUGAUAUUGUUUUGCCUGCAUCUGCUUACACUGAAAAAGACUCUAUCUACGCUAAUACGGAGGGACGUGCUCAACAAACUCGACUAGCUGUUGUUCCACCAGGAUUAGGUAGAGAAGAUUGGAAGAUAUUCCGUGCCAUCGCUGAAGUGGCUGGUGUCACUUUGCCAUAUGAUACUUUGGACCAACUUCGUGUUCGGAUUGGAGAAAUUGCUCCUGGACUUUUGAAUUUCAAUACAGUCCAACCACCUCUAGAAGAAGUACAAAUACUGGCUGACAAUUUUUCCAAAGUGAGUACUGUAAUAUAUGUUGCUAAAGUUUGUAAUUUACUCAGCCUAUUCGGUUUUGUGAACUGAUGAACAUUUGAUGGUAAGUAGACUCAUUCUAUGUCUAUUUUGAGUGAGAAAAUCGACAAUCAGGUGCAACCGACCGACAAGUAACUAGUACGAGACAUUGGUCUAAACUCUCUAUACAAAAACAACUCAGUGUACUUAUUUGGUUAUAUAUUUGAGUUGUAACUGUACCAAACAGUUCUUAUAUGUGCCGUCUGGUUCGAACUUUUGUCUGUAUAAACGGAAGUUAGAUUACUUUUGUAUAAUUUUUCUUUAUUUGCAGUUUUCAGAGUUGUAUUUUUGCUCGGAUCUUCUUCAUUAUUCCGAUAGAACUUACCAAACCAACUAAUGAGAUGUUGAUUCUUGAAGGCCUAAGGAAAUCUAAAAGUUGGAUAGAUUUAAAGCCAUGCAGACGAAUGGUAUCAACAUAGGACCAGUCAUUACUGCGUAGCUGUCUAAGUUGCCAGACAUCAUAUCAACACAUCGAGCGGGAAUGCACCAGGACAAAACAUGAAGAAAUGAAGAAGAAAACAGUUAAAAGUGGCAGAAAAUUGUGAAAAGAGAGCAAUGAGGAACAAAACAAAAACAAAAUUCAGCGUGACGGUUAGAAUGAAGAUAUUGUGUGGGUACAUCUGCACCAUUUUGAUCAAUUGUGACCCAUAUCAUCUAGAGACCCCAACGACUAGUUUCAUUUGCCACAUAGACUCCAACCAAAAGGUCUACAUUUCACUACUCGUCUCAGAGCACCAGUCAAAGUCUGAUAGCAUGUUUUAGUCUGUUCGCCUCUAACCUUUUUCCGACCUGAACUUACAUCACCUAACGUUGUGCGACGAGGCAGACGUUGAAUGAGCAUACAGAAUACAGUUCCCAGCCAUAUAAGUUGAUGAAGGUCUGUAACCUCAUCAACUGACUAAAAGUUAAUUGUAACAUGACGACAAGUUAAAGAUUGCCUAGAAGGAAAUUAAGAGAACAAUUUUUCGUUGAAGUUAAUAGAUGCUCAGGUUGGUCGAAUUCUUAGUAUAUGUCCAUUCUGAAUUUUUGUGACUUUUUGAAUAUUCAUAUAUAGUUCAUAUAUUCAACUAAUGUUCUCUGUAAAACACGAAACCCUGUGGUACAGACAUGCUGGCAAGUUUUAUUAAUCGGGAUUGUUUUCAUUGAAUACUAAAAACAUCGAAGAUGAAGGAAAUUCACAUUACAAUUAUGUGGUGAACUGAAGCAUACACACUAUCUUUCGUCUUCGGGAUUUUGAACACUUUAUUAACCUUCCUUUAUUCAUCCUUUCUCCUUGUAUUCAUUAUUCUUUUUCCAUCCACUUUCUUUUCAUGUACUGUUUGACAGUGUGGCAACUUCAACCAAUGUCCUUCUAUCCAUGGUUUAACGUGGAUCUGUCUCUCUAGGCAUAGUUUUCAUUUCACACCUUUAACCACAAAUUAUCCUGAGCAAAAUUGCUAUACAUAUGAAGGUUUCCCAGUUUUUACCUUUGGUUAACAAACUGUUAAAGUUUUGGGCUAGUUUUCUUUUCUUUCUAAAAGGUUUGGAAUCAGUUAAUCAAUAUGGUUGUAACUUUCCCUGGUGUACUUUACUGAUGAGACUUUAUUGAUGAAGAUACUAGGUUAUUCAAGUUUUGGAUUUAGUUAAAAGUGUAGAUGAUUGAAAUUGAAAAAUAUGGAUCGUUGGUUUGCAAACUAUUAUCUCCUGAACAGAAACAGUCUUUUUUGAGAUUUAUUUAUCUAGAGUACCUGUCGAUGAGAAGGUUGAAAUUAAAAAGAAAAUAGCUAUUCAGUACUACAAUGCUUUCAGUGGUUGCCUAAUUGAUCUCAUCUUGAGGUGAAAAUUGUCUCUAAUAAACAUUGAAAUCAGUAGAAAAUGUAAUUGAUAACAUAACAGUUCAUUAGCAGAUAUCAUUUAUAUUUUAAACUUUCCAAUGGUAGUUUAACUGAAAUCUGUCAGUUUUUUUUGUUUAGGUGAAGUAUCUGUUGUCACACGCCAACUUUUUAUGAACUCUAUCUUGUUUCAUUCAUUCCAAUAUAUUGUAUUUUUUUCAGGCUCAGUUGAAUUCAGCUCAACUAAAUACAAAAGAACCAAUCAAAUUAAGCUUGCUCACACUGGAGGAUUAUUUUAUCACAGAUUGUAUAAGUCGAGCAUCUCAAACAAUGGCGAAAUGCGUAAAAGCUGUACAAGAACAUGAAAAGGCUAGUAAAUUAUAAUCUAUUAUCAGCAUCACUCACUACCUUUUAACACUUGAAUUCACUUAUAAGAAGAAAAGAAUGCUGAAUUUAGUUAAAUCUGUUGAUUGUUUUUGUUUCUUUUUUUCAUUCUCGUAAAGCUGAUACAUUGAUUAUUUGUACUUUCAAUUUGCGGUGUAGUUAUUAUAAUAGUUGCGCAGAUAAUAAACAUAUCAG
Molecule: messenger RNA, 4649 nt
Organism: Heterobilharzia americana
Lineage: Eukaryota; Metazoa; Platyhelminthes; Trematoda; Strigeidida; Schistosomatidae
Source: the annotation of a GenBank genome assembly